Molecule: messenger RNA, 2031 nt
Organism: Limanda limanda (common dab)
Lineage: Eukaryota; Metazoa; Chordata; Actinopteri; Pleuronectiformes; Pleuronectidae
Gene: svip
Product: small VCP interacting protein
Exons: 4
Coding region: 403-648 (81 amino acids)
Biological process (GO): negative regulation of VCP-NPL4-UFD1 AAA ATPase complex assembly; positive regulation of autophagy; negative regulation of retrograde protein transport, ER to cytosol
Cellular component (GO): endoplasmic reticulum membrane
Source: RefSeq, a predicted model, not a curated record
GAGCUGUCAUCCAGCUGAACUCUGAGCAGAACCCACACGGAGGCAGAACCCACACGGAGGCAGAACCCACCCGACCCAGACGUGUGUACCGUCACGUCCUCCGGUUUGCGAGGCGGCCUGAGGACCGGGGCUUGUAGGGUAGCGCUAACUAGCUAGGCUGCUAACGCGGCUAACGGAGGCUAGGCACCGUUAGCUCGGGCUAGCGUAAUGCCAGGCGAGCCUACACCUAGCGCAGCUGCCGGGAGUGGAGACCGCUUCUUCUGUCGCCUGACCCGGGAGCCCGGCGGUGCCACACGGGCUCGGCGGGGAGUCAGGUAGCCGUGUGAGCUAACGAGGUAAAACUCAUCCUCCGCUGCUCUGUGUGUCUUUUCCUCCUGUUGCUGCCCGGGACAACCUGCCAGAAUGGGGAUGUGCUUAGCGUGCUUCGGCGGGGCGGCGGCGGACGACGUCGUGGCCACUCCAGAUCCGGAUGCGAGGAGACGACAGUUGGCCGAGGCCGCAGAGAAGAGACAAAAAGAGACAGCAUACCGUGGUGUUAAAAACCCAGAAGCGGUCGAGAGGAAAAGGAAAAAGCAGGAAGAAAGUGAGAACCAGGCGAUGACAACGACUGCGUCUGGUGGCGGCGGCUUGAGGUGGCAGGUAGGAUGAACACAAGAUGGCAGAAUCUGAAGUCUUGACUCGGAAGUCCAAAACAACGUGGAGCAUCGCUGCAAGAUGACUUGAAAGAUGUCCGAGCUGCUGUCCAUUCGUCAACUUUCUUGUUCUGUUAUUUGCCUAUUUGAUGGUGUUACGAGACAAACAGCUGCCGCUGCUUGAUGCAAGACGAUCUGACGUGAAGAGAUAACAUCAGGACAGCCCCCUUGAUGCCAAGUUACACAAACCAGUGCGGACCUUUGGACAAAUCAAGGAUGAUACACAGUAAUAGCAAAAGCAGGCUAUUUUAUAUUAGACCACACGAAACAAUAUAACUCUAAAGUCAAGUUGUGUCUCUGGGAACACAUUGAAACAAUGUGUCUUCAACACUCUUAUAACAUGAGCUGCAUCACUGCACCUUUCAUUUCAUUUCCACAGUCGAGGAUCAGUAUUCACCGUUGAUCUGUUCAUGGCCAAAUUACUUUUUUUGUCCCGUUAUACAAAGGACUCGUUUCACAAGAUGGACACAGUUUAUGUUUACAUAGCAAUUUUUACUGUGCUUAUUGUAGUUUUAUUGUACAAUAAUGAGCACUCAUAUACCAAUCAUUUCACCCUGUUCAGGCUCUAUGUGUCGGUAACGCAAAGGCUAGUGCAAACAGGGCUGUAACUUGUUGCUAUUGACUGAACUUGUUAUUCUCUUUGCUCGGAGUGUUUCCGUGACUGAUGCACAUUUCACAAUGAAGUCCCCUGGUGCAGCAGGCAAAGCGAGUUAUGUCUUUGAGAUUUUACGAAGACUAUAUGUUCGACAACCAGGCUUAUACUCUGCAGCAUCAUAUAGUUGCUACAUUUGUGAUGAAGGAAGUAAGCACCAAAAAAUAGGGAAUGAUUUAUUGAACUUGUGCACACAACCUUUUGCGCUUUGCACUGGCCUUUGUUAACCCCCCCAACCCCCCCCCCCCUUUUAAUAGAGCCUAAUUUCAACGGAACUUUUUGGGGUUUUCUCUGCACAAUUCCAGUUGAAUUAUUUAAUGCAAAACUCUGACGUGUCGCCUGCUUGAUUUGAAUGAGAUAUCAAUUGUGUUUAUAUAUUACCAUGUGACAAACAGAAGCUUUUGUUAGACAUCUAUUUGCACAAAGUUUGUCAAUAUUUGGUACACAGCAAAUAAGCCAGCUUUCAUUCUAUGUGGAGAGAGAAACUAGUAACAAAAAUAUGAAGAAACCGAAGGAAAGAAUAAGUGAAUUGUGUAUGUUGUGAUUUUUUUCUUAUAAACUAUGACUUACUUUGACUGAGUGCAUUUCUUACAGCCUUCACGUGAUCCUAAAUGCUUCCGGUGUUCUCUCCUUUUUCUAGAACAGGAAAGCCAAUGGUAUUUGCUACAAUAAAUCACAUUUCUGCUA